AUGAUCAAUAAUAAAUGGUGUGAUAGUAAGAACAUCGUCACACUGAAGCAGUCCUGUUCGCCUAACCUGGAGCUCCUGACGCUUAAAUGUCGUCCCUAUUACCUGCCCCGUGAGUUUACCUCGGUUAUCAUCAGCGCCGUCUAUAUUCCACCCCAGGCGGACACGAAUGCUGCACUAACUGAGCUACAUGAGGCUAUCUCCACCCUUCAGGCUAGUCAGCGUAAAGCGGCUUUCAUCGUAGCCGGAGACUUUAAUAGUGCCAACAUGACAAAGGUGAUGCCGGAGUUUACCCAACACAUCAACUGCCCCACCAGAGGAGAGAGGACUUUAGACCACUGCUACUCUCCCUUCAAGGAGGGCUACAAAGCCAAGCCCCUUCCCCCCUUUGGGAAGUCGGACCACACCGCUGUUCUUCUCAUGCCAAAAUAUAAACAGAAGCUCAAGCAGGAGCUAGCUGUGGUGAGAAAAGCAACGCGGUGGACUGACCAAUCAGAGGCCACUCUACAGGGUGCGUUGGAAUCAGCCGACUGGGACAUGUUCCGCAGCAGCGCGGGCGGAGACAUCGAGGAGUUUACGGAAGCUGUUAUGGGAUUUAUUGGAAAGCUCGUGGAAGAUACAACGCCUAAGAGGAUCAUCCGAGCCUUUCCAAACCAGAAGCCGUGGGUGGACAAAUCUAUCCGCGACGUUCUGCGCUCCCGCACAGCUGCCUAUAACUCCGGCCUCGCCACUGGGAACAUGGAGGAAUACAAGGCUGCUUCAUACAACGUCCGGAGGGCGGUGAAGGAGGCCAAACAACGCUACGGACGUAGACUGGAGCAUCAGAUGGAACACCCUCGUCCUCCACAAGACCCUCUCCCAUGUGGACACUGGUGGGUCCACAGCUUCCUGACCGGACGACCACAGGUGGUUAGGCUGGGUCACCACUCCUCAUCUCCCCUCACCCUCAGCACAGGAUCCCCCCAGGGCUGUGUGCUCAGCCCCCUGCUGUACUCACUAUACACUCAUGACUGUGAGGCCACUUCAGACUCAAAUGUCAUCAUAAAGUUUGCUGACGACACAGCCGUUGUAGGACUGAUCUCCCACAACGACGAGACUGACUACAGGAGGGAGGUCUCCCACCUGGAGGUCUGGUGCCAGGAGAACCAUCUCCUGUUAAAUGUCAGCAAAACAAAAGAGCUGAUAGUGGACUUCAGGAAACAGCAGAGGAGCCUCCAUCCACUCCUCAUCAGUGGCUCUGAGGUGGAACGUGUGGACACUUUCAGGUACCUGGGAGUGACCAUAUCACAAGACCUGACCUGGACUCAGCACAUCACAACAACUGUGAAGAAGGCCAGACAGCGUCUGUACCUCCUCAGACGACUGAGAGACUUUAAGCUCCCUCUCAGGGUGCUCAAGAACUUUUACAGCUGCACCAUUGAGAGCAUCCUGUGUGGGAGCAUCACCACGUGGAUGGGGAACUGCCCAAAGCAGGACCUCUUGGCCCUUAAAAGGGUGGUCCGAGCAGCCGAGUGGACCACCAGAACAACUCUCCCCAACCUGCAGGACAUUUAUGAGGAACGUUGCAGGUCAAGGGCUAAGAGGAUCCUCAGUCAGCCCAGCCACCCCGCACACUCUCUCUUCUCUCCACUGCCAUCAGGCCGGCGCUUCCGCUGCCUGAGGACUAAGACUGAGAGGCUGAAGAAGAGUUUCUUCCCCCUGGCUGUCCGCUUGCUCAACUCUGAGCACUGAACAAAAUAAAAGC
Messenger RNA from Melanotaenia boesemani (Boeseman's rainbowfish), 1741 nucleotides. RefSeq lists its product as uncharacterized. The coding region runs from base 1 to 1728 and encodes 575 amino acids. The record is from RefSeq and is a predicted model, not a curated record. The transcript has 3 exons. NCBI's taxonomy places the organism in Eukaryota, Metazoa, Chordata, Actinopteri, Atheriniformes, Melanotaeniidae. Gene Ontology annotation, molecular function: methyltransferase activity; 2-oxoglutarate-dependent dioxygenase activity.